AGAUUAGAUUGAUGCCAUGAUUAAUGACUUUUCAUACAGCAGGGUUAUUGAAGGGACCUUCACAUGGGUACCAAAAAGCAUGAAUCGGCUUUCCGAAAAAGGGAAGCCGGUCAAUGCUUGGAACGGCCUUCUCGUGGCCCCUUCAUCAUAGCCACCGGCCAUGAUAACAUCAAACCCGAUGCAAGAUCCCGGAAAUUUAUUCGCCACCAUGUAAUGCGAGGCAAGAACCAGAAGCGUGUCGCUUCUCAGGAUUACCAGUUGGGUUCUUGGAUAAAUCGUGAGCAUGAAGUGCCCAUGUCGCAACUGGUCGCGACAAUCAAAGGGGCGUCGGAAGGCCGUGUGCCUAAUCCCAUUAAGCUCCAAAUUAGCGGGCUAAGCUGCAUUUAUAUAGGUUUCUCGGCGAAUGAUAUGGGGCCAUGCACACUGCAGCUUCUGUAUGAAUUUAUCAACGCAGUGAACAAAGCAAUGUAUCCGGGUGAAUGUUGUGUUGAUAUCCAUAAAGCAGGUCAAUGUUGGUUCGAGAGUCUAAGCUAUGAUCCUGCGUAUGCCCAAGCCGUGCUGUACACUGCUCAAGCCUACUUCGACUUUGUCAAGAGUCGGGUGUUAGGGCCAAAGGCUAUCAGACAUAUAAACGCCACCAUGCAUCUGCUGCAGCAGUCUCUCGCAGAGCCUAAUGAAGCAACUAGUGACUCGACAAUAUUUACAAUAAUGGCAUUGGCCAUGGUUUCGGAUGUUCUCGGAGACCUUGAAACGGCCAAGAAACAUCUUCUUGGUUUAUAUCAAGUAAUCAGUACCCGUGGUGGUAUAGAAACACUUUCUCAAAACCGUUCAUUGCAAGUUAAAUGUUGCAGACUUGAUCUUCUAAUUUCUCUCAAAAUCGACAGCCGGCCGCUUUUUUACGCGGGUGAUAAUAUCUCGUGGAGCACAUAUCUCAUCGCUACACAGAAAAUAUACCCAACAACUACACCGGUUAAUAUGAUGUGUGAGAUACCGGACUUCAGACUCGCCAACGUAUGGCUUGACCUUCGUGAGUUUAUAAUAGCAAUCAAUCUAGCGCAUCAAACCCACCGCACUAUCUCUGCAGAGCUUUUUCAAGAGACUUUAAUUUCGGUGCAAUACCGUUUACAGCACCUGAGCUAUAAUAAUUGUGACCCGCACGAAAUUCUUCGGCUCUCGAUGCUUGCCAUUUCGAAUACAAUAUUUUUGAAAGCCGAUGGGGAUACAAUACAUUACCAAAGCUCCGCUGAGAAGCUGAGAGUCGCUCUGCAGUUCCGAAACCCGAAAGAAGACCGUAAAGGGCUUGAGCUAAACUUAUGGCUCAUAUUUGUUAAUAGUAUAUAUAUAUUGGAUUUAAAAGGUGAUGCCUGCCUUUUGAUGCGCGAUAUGCGUACUAUAAGUCGAGAGUUAAGAUUAAGCACUUGGGAAGCUAUCAGAACGGUGUUGAAAAGUUUCUUAUGGGUGGAUGUGAUGUACGAUAAACAUGGGAAGAAGUUUUUCAACGAAGGAAAGGCUUUGGAGAGUGGCUGAAUUGAAACACGAUUUGCGAGUCGAAAUAAGUAACAUUUCCCGUUCAUGACCCCUGAGAACCAUUUGAAUAUCUUAUUACCUAGAUUGAACACGCCCUGGCACCCGAACAACUGUUGUCAUAGAAGGGAAAUAGUCUAGAACAUGAUUCUUCUCGUGAGAAUUUUAUUGAUGUUAACAUUGAAUUUGAUAUAAAUGGAAGGUCAAGAAGAGGCUAUAUACGGGGAUAUCUAAUGACUCAAGGAACGAUGGAUACAGAC
This is a messenger RNA of Talaromyces proteolyticus, 1784 nucleotides long. RefSeq lists its product as uncharacterized. The transcript is spliced from 3 exons. The record is from RefSeq and is a predicted model, not a curated record. Lineage: Eukaryota; Fungi; Ascomycota; Eurotiomycetes; Eurotiales; Trichocomaceae. The coding region runs from base 64 to 1527 and encodes 487 amino acids.